This is a messenger RNA of Cajanus cajan (pigeon pea), 818 nucleotides long. NCBI's taxonomy places the organism in Eukaryota, Viridiplantae, Streptophyta, Magnoliopsida, Fabales, Fabaceae. The record is from RefSeq and is a predicted model, not a curated record.
CGUAGGAACCAAUCAGAUCACGUUCAAAGGCUCUUCACUCACGCUUCACACUUCAAAGUUUUGUUUCUUAUAUAUAUAAGAAAAGGUUAGUUUGUAGAAGAAGAGAAGGAUAAGAAUGGAAGAGAAAGAGUCGAAGAAGAAAAAUAGGGCUGGGAGCAUACCUGGACCCACCAACCCAAUGGUGACGCCAUUGCUGACGGAUCUAUAUCAAUUCACAAUGGCUUAUGCCUAUUGGAAAGCUGGCAAGCAUCAAGAGCGUGCUGUGUUUGAUUUGUAUUUUCGGAAGAACCCCUUUGGAGGGGAGUACACUGUCUUCGCUGGUUUGGAAGAAUGCGUGAGGUUCGUUGCUAAUUAUAAGCUCUCCAAUCAAGAAGUUGAUUUUAUCAAGAAAAAUUUGUCCGUUUCUUGUGAGGAUGCCUUCCUUGACUAUCUUAGAGGAAUUGACUGUUCUGAUGUUGAGGUGUAUGCUAUUCCCGAAGGAUCAGUUGUUUUCCCUAAGGUACCCCUAUUGAGAGUUGAAGGUCCAGUUGCUGUUGUUCAAUUGCUGGAAACACCUUUUGUCAAUCUUAUUAAUUUUGCGUCAUUAGUUUCUACUAAUGCUGCAAGGCAUCGUUUUGUUGCUGGAAAAUCAAAAACUCUACUUGAGUUUGGACUACGAAGGGCUCAGGGGCCUGAUGGUGCAGUAGGUGCAUCGAAGUACAGUUAUAUUGGGGGAUUUGAUGCAACAAGGUACUAUAUAUCAAACAACUUCACAAGUCUAGCAUGUUCAGUACUAUAAUAUGGAGGAAAUGUUCAUUAUAUUAUGUAUAUUUCUAGCA